AAAUGCAAGCCUUUUCAUGACCAGGACUCGCCGUUUGUAUCACGGCUAUCAGGCAAAGGCGUUUUUCCCCGAGGAUGUAAACGAAUUAAUUGAGAUUCGUGCUCGAGAGAGGACAUUCGAUGGUGCAUACGGCCGAACCGCAGUAGGGUGUCUCGGGUUUGCAUUGACGGUGCUGCGUCUAUUCGACAAACGAUUCUCUCGCAUCGGCAUCGCCUACGUCGUCCUUUCAGUUAUGCUCUACGCGCUCGCCUAUACAAGGCAGCGACAUUCCAAGCAUGACUUCGCUGAUCGUGAUAUCAUUAAGCCUGCUUUACCCACCAAAGGACAAGAGCAUCAGCGUAUCUUUGGUCGCCCCUUUAAGACUGCUGGAUGGAUUAUUGUUGGGGUUUCAGCUGCAGUCGCAGCUAUUGAGGUUGUAUUAUUUAUACUCGUCCUAGUUCUAUAGUUCCCCAUGACGGAAAACGCAGACAUGAACCAUCUAAUUCUCGCUCAACUGGCUCUGUAGUCUCCCCAAACCGCAUUUCACUCCCUGUCAGUUCUUUCACUGUUGUCAAUAGGAUAUUGCAGCCAAGUCCGAAGUGAAGUAAACGAAAGUAUAGCCUACGAAAGC
Molecule: messenger RNA, 610 nt
Organism: Somion occarium
Lineage: Eukaryota; Fungi; Basidiomycota; Agaricomycetes; Polyporales; Cerrenaceae
Source: the annotation of a GenBank genome assembly